AUGUCCCAGAUGCCUGGCUCCGUGAACGUUUCUAGCAAGGGGCAGCUGGCCUCUCUGGGCGUUCAUGUGGUAGGAAGCCAGAACCCAGGCUGGCUAGGAGGCAGUAGCUGGCAGGCACUGAAGAGUUCUGUGAAACUGUGUCCUGUGGUGGCUGCUAAGCCUGGCUGGGGAUACGGGGACCAAGUUUUUAGGAUUAACGUCAGAAAUGGAGACGAGAUCAGCAAGCUAAGGCAGCUAGUGAAUUCGGAUGCCUUUAAGCUCAAUGUUUGGAAAUCUCCCUCCACCUUCAGUCGUCUUGUGGAUGUCCUGGUCCCGUCUGUCAGCCUGCAGCCAGUCAAAUCCUUCCUGAAGUCCCAGGGCUUAGACUACUCGGUGACAAUUGAAGACCUGCAGGCCCUUUUAGAUCAUGAAGAUGAAGAAAUGCAACACAAUGAAGGGCAAGAGCGAAGCGGUAAUAACUUCAACUAUGGGGCCUACCAUUCCUUGGAAGCGAUUUACCGUGAGAUGGAUAGCAUUGCUGGAGAUUUUCCAGAUUUGGCGAGCAGAGUGAAGAUUGGGCAUUCGUUUGAAAACCGGUCCAUGUAUGUACUGAAGUUCAGCACUGCAGAAGGCAGGCGGCGGCCGGCCAUUUGGCUGAACGCAGGCAUCCAUUCCCGGGAGUGGAUCUCGGUGGCCACAGCGAUCUGGACUGCGAGGAAGAUUGCAUCUGAUUACGGGAAGGACCCAGCCAUCACCUCCAUCUUGGAGAAAAUGGAUAUUUUCUUGUUGCCUGUGGCCAAUCCUGAUGGCUAUGUGUACACACAAACUCAAAACCGAUUAUGGAGGAAGACACGGUCCAUAAAUCCUGGGAGCUCUUGCAUUGGUACUGAUCCAAACAGAAAUUGGAAUGCUAGUUUUGCAGGAGAGGGAGCCAGUGGUAACCCUUGCUCCGAAAUAUACCACGGACCCCAUGCCAAUUCAGAAGUGGAGGUGAAAUCGGUGGUAGAUUUCAUCCAAGAACAUGGGAAUUUCAAAUGCUUUGUCGACCUGCACAGCUACUCCCAGCUGCUGAUGUAUCCGUAUGGAUACACGGUCAAAAAGGCCCCGGAUGCUGAUGAGCUGGACAAGGUGGCAAGACGUGCAGCCAAAGCUCUGGCUUCCCUGUCGGGCACGACGUACCAAGUGGGUCCCACCUGCACCACUGUCUACCCAGCUAGUGGGAGCAGCAUUGACUGGGCCUAUGAUAACGGCAUCAAGUAUGCAUUCACGUUUGAGUUGAGAGACACUGGGCACUAUGGCUUCCUCCUACCAGCUGACCAGAUCAUCCCCACCGCCGAGGAGACCUGGCUGGGACUGAAGACCAUCAUGAAGCACGUGCGGGACCACCUCUAUUAGAUGAAGACCCCCGCUGUGUCUCCAGUUGUUUAUCCCCGUGUCUGCAUGUCUGCUGAAGCUACUGUUACAGGGCGCUUCUUCUCACACGUGUGAACCAGAGCCCUCUAGCUUUGUGAGGAGUGCACGGCAGCCCCUUCCCGGACCUCAUCCUCGAAGUUCAUGCGUUCUGACGGUGCACUGUGGAGAAGCGCUGCCGCCACCCUGCUGUGUUCUGAUCCUGCUGUUUCACUGGGCCCUCUGUAUGCCCUUCCUCUCACAUGGUUGGGCAGGCCACACUUAGGGUCACUCCUCGCUGGGUGGCAUGCCUUUAACUCAUUUUUAGAACAUAAAGACAUUUAAGAUGGUUCUCUAGCCUUAUCCAAUCUAGCCUAGCUGGUGACCUUGCUCUGCUGGAGCCCCCGAGAGGCCCCAUGGGAGAGACAGUGCUUGUCUUUGAGAUCAGUCUGUAAGAUGACACAGAACUUCCUUUAAUUUAUCUCACUGCUUCUUGAAUAUAUUUGUCUUUGAAAAAUAAAUCUUGUGGGGUUAUCAGUA
This is a messenger RNA of Suricata suricatta (meerkat), 1908 nucleotides long. RefSeq names its product carboxypeptidase A4 (gene CPA4). Gene Ontology annotation, biological process: proteolysis. The transcript is spliced from 12 exons. The record is from RefSeq and is a predicted model, not a curated record. Lineage: Eukaryota; Metazoa; Chordata; Mammalia; Carnivora; Herpestidae. Gene Ontology annotation, molecular function: metallocarboxypeptidase activity; zinc ion binding. The coding region runs from base 1 to 1374 and encodes 457 amino acids.